This is a messenger RNA of Parus major (Great Tit), 5496 nucleotides long. RefSeq names its product C1q and TNF related 2 (gene C1QTNF2). NCBI's taxonomy places the organism in Eukaryota, Metazoa, Chordata, Aves, Passeriformes, Paridae. The record is from RefSeq and is a predicted model, not a curated record. The transcript has 5 exons. Bases 4275 to 5129 code for a protein of 284 amino acids. Gene Ontology annotation, molecular function: protein binding.
UUGAAGGGACAAGCAGGAGUGACACAAUCCAAACUCACCCAGUGCUGGGACCAGGAUGGUUUUAUGAGACACCAGGAUUCUGUUUUGAGCUUUUGGUGUCAACCACUUUGAUUUCAGCAGUUAGAAACUGAAACCUGGAGCAGGAUCCUCACUUUUAGGGCAGAUUUGUGCCUGUUGCACCUCCAGGAGCUCUCCAGACACCCUGACAUCUGUGGGUUCAGUGACACCACACAGCAAACCCUCAGGAGCAGUCCCUGACCUGCCAGGCUGAAUUCCCAGCCUCUGAAAUUGCUCAGGACCUAAGCUUCCCUGGUGUAUUUUCCUGUCUGACAAGCUCUUGUUUAAGAGCUGGAGAGUAAAGAAAGCCCUGAAGAAUCAAAAAUUGUGAAAAAUGGAGAGCCUGCUGGUGUUAUCUGCCCUGUUUGCUGCUGAGGAUCUUCACCAUGGGGUGCAGUUGUGGCUUUAAGGUAGGAGUAGAGAAAUUGUUUCUCAUUUUGCUGAUGUCUUGUUUAUUUUACAUUAUUAUUGGAUGUGGUGAAGGUGCAAGUCUGGUGCUGCAGACUCCAGAGCAGGGGGACUGGAGGUUUUUUGUAAUUGGGAAAUACAAGGCAUUUUCAGAAAUCCCUUCUUGUCUUGGUAACCAAAUGUUACUAAGUAUGAAGGCAAGGGCCAAUUGUGGCAAGUCAAAAAGGUUGCUGAAUUUACUUUGAAUUAUAGAAUUUACCAAAUUUAUUUUGAAUUAUUAAUAGAAGGUAUAUGGAACAAAAAGCAACAACCCCAAGCUUUACACAGCAUCUGCUCUGUGCUGGCAGUGGCUCACUGGUGAUUGGGCUGGUUCCCACUUCCGUCUUCCCAAAAUAAGCUCUAUUUAUUUUUAUCUUAAUGGGUCAGGGCUGCAUCUCCUAAGCAGAGCUAGUGGUCUCAAGGGCAUCCUUUAAGUUUAAACAGGGUUUUGACUCAUUUUUAUGGGGGCUUUUGGAGAGGGACAAUCACUCUCUGUAGGCUGCUUACAGACUUUCAAACUGCUUUUAUGCAGGGCAAUAAAAAUUACUCAAAUCACCAACCCACAGUAAGACUGGAGGCCUGUUGGGUGGAAAAAUUGCUUCUUCCUUCCCAUUAGUAUCUUCCCCAAAACCCCAAAGCACUGACACUCAUCUUUGGUGAGGCACACUCCCAUUGUUAUUGCUGUGUUUUAGGCUGUCUCCAGCCUCAGGGUGAAUUUCAGCUCUUCUGGCAUUUGCUGAAUCAUUUUAUUUGGUUACAAAGUCGUGGCUGCAAGGUCAGUACCUAACAAUCAAACCAGUGAGUGUUCAGAAGGUAAAAAAGGGGAAAUCCUUCCAGACUGGGACACAGCCCUGUCCUGGGCUGGGAACUGAUGGUCACCCACAUUUAGGCACUCUCACUUCUCCCCCACAGCAUGUGCACAGCAACAGCAAAGGGUGAUUGAACUUUUAGGUGACUUUGUCCUGCAGGGUUAAGAAUGGUAAACCAGAUAUAUUUAUAUAGAAAUCAAUGAUUUAUCAUGCUAAUGAUAAGACAAAAAAACGGCCUUAAACAGAAUUAUUUGCUACCUAGUAUGGGCAGACAGAACUGCUAGUAUAGUCAGUGCACUAUUUUUGAAGCAAAAUUGAAACAUUUCUAUUAAAGCAGUUAUAUUGAGGCAAUUACACUAAAGGGAGAAAAAAAAUAUUAACUAGAGAAUGGUGUUACUCAUCCAGACCAAGGACUGGGCAAAUCUCUGGCCUUGAGGGGUGUCCCCAGUCCAGGAAGGAAUCUCCACACACUCUCCAAGAGGGAUGUGUUGGAAAACCCUCUGUUCAAAAGUGGGCCUGGGCUGUCAGUCAGAUGUGUCAGGGCCAGCUGUGCCAGCUCAGCAGCUUUGGGGAAGGUGUCAACAGCGUCACUUGUUUGUUCCUUUAUCAGGCACUUUAUCAUCUGCCACGUUUUCAUCUCACUCUCAGGAUGCUGAACUUUGGGAUCCAUGUGUCAGGCUGGUUUUAGCAUUAUUCACCCCAAAAGCAGCAGUGAACUUUUUCUCCACACUGACAGCUUUACAAGCAGGACAUUGUUUGAGUUGUUGCACCCCCACUGCAGGCACAGCAUCGAGCAGGGACUGCACCCCCAGCCCACACCUGUCCCUGAGCCACCCCCCUUCCCUGGGACCCUGGGGACACCCUGACACAGAAGUCACAGCACAGAGAGGGCAAGAUCUGCUGUAACAUCCCUUGCAGUGUCUCACUGACACAAAAAGCACUGAGCACAGAGUCCCAGGCUGCUCUGAGUCUGUGCAGUUUGUUUAUUUAACCGAUUGUGCUGCCAAGUGAUUUCAGUAGAGCUGUCUGGGACCCUGGUGGAGCCUGGCCUGGCCAUGCAGCACAGACAGAUUUUCCAUCUGCCUGGCAGGAGCUUCCCAGCAGUUUCUCUCCACGCUGCUGAACUAGGUCAGGCUCUCAUUGCCUUCUCCAUGCUGCAGACCUGGGCACAAAAGCACCCCAAACUGUGAAUUCCCUGCUCCUACCUGGAGCUGCCUGACAAGAUUGCUGUGUGUCCAAUUGUCCUCUCAUCCCUGGCCCAUGUCACACCCACCCCAAAGCACAGAUGCCAUGGGCUUAGGAGCAGGAUCAGCAGAGGAGUGAGCUUUUCCUUUUCCACACCAUCAGUGUCUGAGGAAACCGCUGUGGCUUCCCAGGUCCAUCCGACUGGCACUGCAGCAAAGCCCACGGGAAGCUUUCACCUGCUUUCCUGUUUCACUUGCAGUGCCUGGAGCCUUUUGGCUCACACCCAGGCAGAGGGGCCCAGCAGGAGAGCUGGGUUCUCACAAACCUUAUGGAAACGGGUGAGAAGUGAGAAUUUCUAUCUGACCAAUAUCCAGAGCAGCCCUUGGAGCAGUGUCUGUCCCAGCUGUGCUCACCCCAGUGCCAGAGGUGAGCCAGCUUGUCUAGAACAGCCGUUUUCCCAGGGAAAUGCAAAGCUGGGAAGGGGGGGUGUUCUCCUGGAGGUUGUUCAGUGUCGGGGGCUGGGAUGCUGGCUCUGCAGGAGCUCUGUGGGACUGUCAGCACAGCACGAAAACAGCCCUGUGCUUCCUCAGCCAAACGUUCCAAAUCCUCCCAGGAGCAUCUAAACUGGCCCCAGCUCACAAAGCCAACUGUGUACAGACUUCAUUUUUAUGUUAGAUCUGUUCCCACCAAGUGCCAAAAGCAAGUACAGGGGAAAGCUUAAAAAUAAACCACAGCAGCUCUGAGAGGGAUGAAUUUGGGCAGAGAAAGGAAUGACAAUUCCAGCAUUCUCCCGAUCAGCUGACGUUCUGCACUGAGCAGGAAGGAUUUACUGGCUGCAGGGCAGGGUUUGGAGCCCUGCUACCAGGCACAUGCCUGUCCCACAUCCCGUGCAGGAUCCUGGUGAGACCAGAGCAGGAACCCACAACCAAAGCUGAGCUGGUCAAUCCCAACCCUGCAGCAUCCCAGAGCAUCCUGUUCCAGCCUCAGCUGCUGCUCCUGCAGUUCCUGCCUUACCUGGAACAAUUGUUGGGGGGUUGUAACUACUUUCCAAACUUCAAACAAGACUUUCCAAGCUUUCCCAAGACAGAAGCAUUCCUGCCCUGCUAUCCCUAUGACAAAGUUGUAUGUUGUAGUGCACAUCAGCCUGAAGAAGUGCUGAGGUACAAAUUUGUAUUUGCAGAGCUGCUGCUUUAUGACUUUGUCCUUAAAUUCAAGCCUGGAGUGAGUCAAGUGAGUUUCCACCCCUAAGACAAUAUUUUCUUCCCUUUAAUGCUCUGAUAAAGUGUCAAAAUUGUUCCCCAGCUGGAUCAGCGUUACCCAUUCCCUAUUUGUGUGGGCAGUGACUACAGCAGAGAGGGGCAGCAUCAGUCAGAAAUGAUCCAGGCAGCCCCUGAGCCUUUCCUCCAGGACUGCAAGGGAGAGGGAGAAAGGGAAAAACUCCCCAGGCAUCAAGAGCUUUCCAGCCACAUGUGUGUAAAAAUCUGUUCCCGUGCCACGUGACCGAGGAAGAGGCACAGAUCCAUUACACAAUAAUAAAAAUAUGCCUUUGGCAAUGUGGAGCCAAAGUGGAGCUGCUGCAGGGAGCUCAAACUACGCACAAGAAGAAGUAAAACAGGAAUAAAAAGGACCAAAGUCAAUUCUGCACAGUCCUCCCAGGACCUGCUGUGGCAGGGGUGGGGAUCGCUGUGGGAUCUGCAGCAAAACAUCUGCCUGAAGCCCUGGGGGCUGCCAGCUCCUGUCAGGAUCUCACUGAGGAGGAAAUCAGGCUGGUGCACCAUGAUCUCUGCCGUGCUGCUCCUCUGGACCGUGCCCUGUGUGGCAAACCACAUCCUGGGCGGCUUUGCCAAGCGGGAGCUGCAGGAGGGUGCCCAGCUGGCCUGCAGCCUGCCCGGGCCCCCCGGACCCCCCGGGCCCCCCGGCCUGCCCGGGGCUCCCGGCACCGUGGGCAGGAUGGGCUUCCCAGGCAAGGAUGGCAAGGACGGCCAGGACGGGGACAAGGGCGAGCACGGCGACGAAGGUCCCCAGGGCAGAACAGGAAACCCCGGCAAGCCAGGCCCGAAGGGGAAAGCAGGAGCCAUUGGCAAGGCAGGGCCCCGGGGGCCCAAGGGUUUAAAGGGUAACCCCGGGAAAAACGGGGCCCCGGGGAAGAAAGGGCCCAAAGGGAGCAGGGGUGACCCUGGGCUGCCAGGACCCUGCAGCUGCAGCGCCAGCAAGGCCAAAUCUGCCUUCUCCGUGGCCGUGUCCAAGAGCUACCCCCGGGAGAGGCUGCCCAUCAAGUUUGACAGGAUCCUGAUGAACGAGGGGGGACAUUACAACGCUUCCAGCGGGAAGUUCAUCUGCAGCAUCCCAGGGAUUUACUACUUCACCUACGACAUCACUUUGGCCAACAAGCACUUGGCCAUUGGCCUGGUCCACAACGGCCAGUACCGGAUCAAGACUUUUGAUGCCAACACCGGGAACCACGACGUGGCCUCUGGAUCCACUGUCCUGGCGCUGAAGGAGGAGGAUGAGGUGUGGCUGCAAAUCUUUUACUCAGAGCAAAAUGGGCUCUUUUAUGAUCCUUACUGGACAGACAGCUUAUUUACUGGAUUCUUGAUUUAUCCUGACCAAGAUUAUCUCAACGAAGUAUAGGAUGAGAAACUAUGAGAAAAAAUGGGAAAUGGGUCUCAAUCCAGCAAAGUGUGGCCUUACAUGGGACAUGUCUGGGAUUAUCAGAUGAUUCCACAUUUGCCUAUGGGAUUAUCAGUUGAUUGCAGCCUGUAUGAACUAUUCAGACUUUUCCUUGAUGCCUUCAAACCCACAGGGUACCAGGCUUUCAGCAGCCUCAUGAAUGUCUCCAUCCCAAAGCCACCCUUAUAUAUUCCAUGAUUAUUCCAACAUGCCAUGGACAUGUAACUCAAAUACCGGUGCAGAAUGCUUUGGUUAUCGCAUUGUUAUAAUAAAGCAUGGAAACCAACAUUUUCCUGAAGCUGAACAGGGAAAUGCCAUUGAUGCUGGA